Messenger RNA from Pseudoliparis swirei, 5735 nucleotides. Its product is annotated as probable ribonuclease ZC3H12C. The transcript has 5 exons. NCBI's taxonomy places the organism in Eukaryota, Metazoa, Chordata, Actinopteri, Perciformes, Liparidae. Gene Ontology annotation, cellular component: cytoplasmic ribonucleoprotein granule; nucleus. The record is from RefSeq and is a predicted model, not a curated record. Gene Ontology annotation, molecular function: RNA endonuclease activity; metal ion binding; mRNA binding. Bases 796 to 3480 code for a protein of 894 amino acids.
UGUGUGAAGUGCAGAUCAACAUAGUGUAAAUAUUACGAUCUGGCAAGAGGUGAUCUGUUGUAGAGCCUCAUAGCCGUCGGCAGGAAUGUUCUCCUGUAUCUGUCCUUGUGGCAGCGGAGCGUGAGGAGACGUCUGGAGAAAGUCCUCCUCUGUCCCUGUAGGAGGUGGUGGAGAGGGUGGUCCGGGUUGUCCAAUAUGGACACAAGUUUCUUCAACGUCCUCCUCUCCACCACCUGCAGCCGAUGAUGGAGCCAGCCUUCCUAACCAGUUUGUUAAGACGGCUGGUGUCACCGGCUCCGAUGCUGCUCCCCCUCAGAUUAAUGUGCUGUGGCGUGGCCCUGUAAUAACACACUGGGGCCAGACUGAGGGGGAAAAAACGCGGGAGUCCAUUAAUUAUGGUAAGAGGCCCCCGUCGGCUCUUUGUGUCCAGUUUGUGCCCCAGCGGACCGCCGGAGUCGGGCAAACAAUCGCCUCACAGCCUCCGCGUCAGGAAAGAUGAAGCAACAGGUUUCUCUGGGAAAACAAGGGAGAGAAAGUCAAAUGUUCAAAAUCUAAAUGAUUCUGGUUGGAUGACUGGUUGCUUAACGAGUUAUAUUGCUCCGCUGAUAUUAGUUUCAGUAUCUCUCUGCCUUUUUUAUUUCUCCAACCUCAAGGGCCACUAAGUGGCUUUAAAGCGACACCGCCCUUAUUUCCUCCUCUCACCCUCCUCUCUGUCUCUCGCUUUAGGCACCAAUGAGUCCAGCUUUGUGAGAGGGCAGCAGUCGGCCCCGUGUGCCGGAUGUCUGUGACAGACCCAUGGGCCAGAAGGACCAUGUGGAGGCAGGAGCGGGCCACAUCCUCGACCUGGGGCUGGAUUUGGAGUAUCUCCACGUAGCGGGGUCUGACCGGCAGGCUGGCGGCUCUGACGGGCCCCCCGCUAUGGAGGCGCAGGGGGAGCGCUCCGGCAACGGCAGCGCCGCCGAUUCCCCUCCUCCUGGCGCGGCGGAGGAAAACUCUGGGUCUGAUGCAGAGUGCGAGCCGCCGCCUCCGUCUUCCAGCUCCACCCUCGACGAGUGCGGGUUAACUCAGAGUAAAAACGCCCACCAGCCGCUUUGUCGGGCCCAAUGUGUGGACUUGGGCACCGAGGGUCCUCCCUCGCCCUCGCCAGAGCUUGAACUCAAGUCCCCGCCGAGCUCGCCACGCGAGCACCCGGAGCCUCCUUCCAAUCCCUCGCCGUCGGAGCCGGCGCCCGACGCCGGCGGCAAGGAGUACCAGGCGAAGCUGGAGUUCGCCCUGAAGCUGGGCUACUCGGAGGAGACGGUGCGACUGGUGCUCUCCAAGCUGGGCCCCGACACGCUCAUCAACGACAUACUGGGAGAGCUGGUCAAACUGGGCACCAAGGCGGACGGCGAGCAGCCGGCGGGAUCGUUAGCCUCGACCUCGUCUUCUUCGUCCUCCUCUUGCGGCUGUUUUGAUUUGCUGGACAGCCAGGGGUCGGACUCGGCCUGUCCGCCCGACGCCCUGAGCAACCAGGACAACCUGCGGCCGGUUGUCUUGGACGGCAGCAACGUGGCCAUGAGCCAUGGCAACAAGGAAGUGUUCUCCUGCCAGGGCAUCCAGCUGGCUGUGGAUUGGUUGCUGGAGCGAGGCCAUCACGACAUCACAGUGUUUGUGCCGGCUUGGAGGAAGGAGCAGUCGCGCCCCGACGCCCCGAUAACGGAUCAGGAGAUCCUGCGUCGCCUGGAGAAGGAAAAGAUCCUGGUCUUCACUCCUUCGCGGCGCGUCCAAGGUCGCCGCGUGGUUUGCUACGACGACCGCUUCAUCGUCAAGCUGGCCUACGAGUCCGACGGCAUCAUCGUCUCCAACGAUAACUACCGAGACCUGGCCAACGAGAAGCCCGAGUGGAAGAAGUUCAUCGACGAGCGGCUGCUCAUGUAUUCCUUCGUCAAUGACAAAUUCAUGCCCCCAGACGACCCUCUCGGUCGUCACGGCCCCAGCUUGGACAACUUCCUGAGGAAAAGACCCAUCAUGCCCGAGCAGAAGAAACAGCCCUGCCCAUACGGGAAGAAGUGCACUUACGGCCACAAGUGUAAGUACUACCACCCAGAAAGAGGCGCUCAGCCUCAGCGCGCCGUGGCGGAUGAGCUGCGAGCCAGUGCCAAGACCUGCGUCGCCACAAAGAACCAGGGGGACGCCGGCUUGGUGAAGAGCCACAGCGUGCCAGCUGGCUGCAUCGAGGCGAGGAAAGGCGCCCAGAAAAGGCAGUCGGACCCCAGCACCCGAGCUCUGUCGUACAGCGACGCCGAGGAGAAGCUGGCCAGAGGCCGGGCGGAGAGCAAAGAGAAGAGCGUCGGCAGCGUGAGCGUGGCCCCGGGAGGCCCUCCGGCCAGCUUCAGCCUUCCCCAGGACCAGCAGUGCAGAGCGGUGCCUCCCCACAGUGUGCCGGCCCCCGGCCACGACCUUUACCCUCACUGCGAGUCUCUGGACUUGAGCUACUACUCUGUGACGCGCGCUUACUCCGGCCGGAGCCUCUCCUCCCGGCGGAGCCCGGACUGCCGCUUCCCCAGCGACGCCGACCCGCGCCUCGGCUCGGCGGGCUCCGAGUGCGGCAGCGAGAGCGGCGCGAGCAGCUGCGACUCGUGCGGCGACAGGCCGUGUCCCGGGUGCCCCGCGGAGACCUCGCCGGACGACGGCGUCCAUUUCGCCAAUCCGCACGGUCGGCUGUAUCCCCACCACGACCUGUGCGGCGGCCUUCACCUCGCCGAUUACCCGGCGACACACGGCUGCCACCUGAGGGGGCAGUCCUGCGCUCACGACCAGCCUCCGCCGGAGGCUCACCCGAAGCGGCCCCUCUGCCCGUUGCCCCCGCAUCUCCAGCGCCAGCCCCUGACCGCUCGUUCCAGCUGCCCGGGCGACUACCGCUCUCUAGCCCAGUCCAACCCUCACCCCCCCGGCUCUCCUCUGGGCCGCUGCCUGGCCCCGACGCGAGGGGAGAGCGCGUCCGACUCUCACCUGUACGACCACCUGUCCACGUCGCACCACCACCGGACUAAAGCGCUGCCCGGCUGGGACACGUACUACCGGUCCAGGUACGAGCCGUCCGCCUAUCAGAGUCUGCCGGACACGCGGCAGGCGUCGUCCUGGCACGCCCCUCCCUGGGCACAGGACGGCUACGCCCAGCACCACUCCUCCCAUCCGGCUCUCCACCUGUCCCCGACGCACUACUUGAACCACCCGCCGCCCCGGGCCCACUCUCCUCUCCCGCCCUACGGUGCUCACCUCGCGGCGGCCUCCCACGCGCCUCCCUCCUACAUGCCGCAGCACUCUGAGUCGCCGGCGCACGGGCGCUUCGGGGACGCGAGGGAGAAGGUGUACGUCAACCUGUGUAACAUCUUCCCCCCGGAGCUGGUGAGCCGGGUGAUGGCCCGGAGCCCCCACGUCACGGACCCCCAGCAGCUGGCAGCUGCUAUACUUGCGGAGAAAGCCCAAACAGGCUACUGAAGAACGGAGGGGGGGUUGAUUUUCGAUGUCGCACGGUGGAAUUUAAAAUACUGCGAUGCUUUUGGAUCGUCUACGAGGAGACGAUGCACACGUUUAAAGACACUCCAGCUCUGGUCACGGCGUGUGGGGAGAGAAGCUCCUCUGUUUGACUAGUUGAGGUUGUUCCAGACCUGCCCAGUGAGUCCUUUUUUUAUCAGGUAGCUUAUUAUGGCGUGUCUUUCACAUGCAGGACUUGUUUGUUUUACAAUGAAUUCACAACCUCGUGAGUAUCACUUGCAUACAUCACGACGGAUACGAAGGAUUAUUGAAGCGGUUCCACCACCGAGAGUCUGACUUAAUGCGCACCCACUGUGUUGAGAACUCAGUCAAGCAGUAUUUUAAAAUGUUCUGUUUUCAUGUGUUCGGCACCAGACGGACAAGUUUAACUUCAUAACUGUAAAGAAAAGUGUUUCUCUGAUUUUCUUAAUUUAUCAUGUUAUCUCUUUGUGUGUGUCGCGAGGCCAUUUGUGGGCCAAAAUGCGUGUCUGAAAGACGGUCGUCUUAUUAGAGACGGCGUCGGUAUUUUGGUCAGAGUUGUAGCCGUAGAGAUGGGUGACCCUGUCGUGUGUACCUUAGUUUUAGUAAGGGACUCUCUCUUUCUCUUCCUUCUCUCUCUUUUGUUUGGGGUCAACUCUGGUAUCUGCUACAGACGGAGAACAUCUGGAUCAGUGAAUCCUGUACGUAUUGUAAAUAUAUUUAACCGGUCGUCUGUAGCAGAUCCCAGCUGAAUCCAUGCUGGACAGAGAAAACCCUUGUUUGAUACAAAUUGUAUCAUAUUCAGUACAUGGAGAUCCGUAUCUAUCAAACACUCGCGAUGUAUUGCUGUAUGAUUAAAUGCAUUGACGACAGUUAUAUUGUAAUAGAGAUGUUCCAGCUUUUAAUCUGGCGGAAAUGGCUUUGAGACUAUUGUGGUCUGCCUACUGUGUUUAGGUAUCACACACUCUUUUAUUUGCGCUUGAAGCUGGCUUAUUUGCUACACAAGCUCCAAUGAAAUCCUUUGGUUUCCUGGUUAAAUGCCCGUUUGAAAACAAAAGCGAAGCACUCUCUAGCUUUUUUCUUCUUCAUUAAAUCAGGAAGUAAAUAUACUUUUAAAGUGACAUACAACUUUGACAUGUUAUCAUUAGCUAAUCUAUUGAAUCAUGACUUUAGUGGACAGACCCCAACCAUGUUUCAAAAGUCACGUUUUUACAUUUGGGUCAGUCUCAAAAACCAUUGUGGCCAUUUUAAAAGUCUCUACCUGAAUUUUGAUAAAUGUAUGAAGCAACUUUUGGCCUUUUGCAACAAGAUGAGGUUUUCAUCGAAGCAGAAAUGAUCCACUCCAGAAUAGCUUCUACAACUGGUGACUUGUAGCAGGAUGUUUACAUGGCUAAUCUGCUCUCUUCUUUCCAGACACGUGGGAAGUUUAUAUUUGAUAUUUUAAGGACAAAUAUCUCAAAAAAAGAAAAGGUUUCCACUUGUCCACACGCAGGAAGCACUUAAAGGCUCACGCUGACGUGCCCGUGGCCUAUUGCAUGCUGGGAUAAUCCCGAGGAGGACAUACCCACGUAGGUUGCACUUUUAUUAGUAGCACGAUAUACAUCCAGACGGCUCGUAUCUUUGAGUCGUCCUCCUCUCCGGCCCCCUGGCACCGUGUGUCAGCGUGGCCCCAAAGUAAUGCCACUUCAUGGCAUUGUGCUUAUGACACAUCCAAUACUCUGAACUAUGUUCAGCUUAACUGUUGUGCAUGUUUUGAUUUUGUUUAGUUUGCGUACGUAGCCGCGCUUCCGUCCCGGAGAGUUGAUUUCAGAACAACGCUGUCCUUUGGCAUACUUAAGUCAAGAGGAAAUGUUUUUUUGAUACGUACUCUAUUUUAGAAAGCAUCCAACAUCCUUUGCUCCGGAAGCGCUGAAGAUAUCACAACACAAUGAAAACCCUCUGUUUCAAAUGAUGUAUUAAUAAUGGUGAACUAAUUGAUUCUUGUAACACUCAACUGUGGUUGUUUAUUAAAGAGUACUGCGUCGAGUAAUGGAGGGGGCGUUUCCUCGAGGCUUGCUUCAUUUAGGGGAGGAGCCAAAAAUGAUGACGUCCGACGCCUCGCUGCACCACGUGACUGGUUCAGAUUUUGCCGGGAGGUUUGACAGCAAUAUAAACCCCUCAGGCUCCAUUCAACAUGUGGGUUGAGAGUAUGAUAGGUGAUAAGAUGGAACUGUUAUUUCUAAAUAAAAAUGUCCCCUGUU